This is a messenger RNA of Neoarthrinium moseri, 804 nucleotides long. RefSeq lists its product as uncharacterized. The transcript is spliced from 3 exons. The record is from RefSeq and is a predicted model, not a curated record. The coding region runs from base 1 to 804 and encodes 267 amino acids. NCBI's taxonomy places the organism in Eukaryota, Fungi, Ascomycota, Sordariomycetes, Amphisphaeriales, Apiosporaceae.
AUGCUGUCACCGAUAGAAGCUAAAUAUCACGAUGAUGCUCUGGAUUUGGCAAGCGAGUCGACUUACAGCACGGGGCCCGAGUCGCCUCAAGCCGACGAUCAAUAUGAAGCAGCAGGUGAUGUAGAUGAAGAAACCACGGAACACGGGCGUACCAACGCUACCUUCGCCUUCGUGGACCCCGACGAGAAGAAUAAAUGGAAACGCGGCAGCCAUAAGACCGGGAACUUCAUAUGUCCCGAGUGCGGCAAGGGCCUCUCCCGCGUCGACGCUCUGAGCCGGCACCGGCGGACGCGCCACCGCGUAGGGAUGCAGUAUUUCUGCCGGCAAUCCUCGUGCCAGAGGGCGCUGUGGGGGUUCGGGCGUUUCGACAACUACAGGCGGCACAUGGAGACCGCGCAUAACAUAAUGAUCGGCCCCAACGACAUGCAGGAGCGCCACGUCGCCCAGCGUGAUCUCAGCAAGGUCCCCCGGCCGCCGCGGAAGCGGAAAGGGGUCCCGCGAUUCCCCCCUGAGCCGGACCAUUUGUAUGCUCAGAGUGCCGAGCUGUCACGAAGUCAUGAAGAUUACCUGCCCCCCGCUCCGCCGACGGUGGCUCCUACACCCGCUGCCGUCCUUAGCACGCCAGGGCCGGUCGAUGCCAUCUUCGACACGCUGAGCCGCGAGGAAUUGGUGUGGAGACUACGGGCCAAGAUCAAGGAGUGCGACGGGCUGCAGGAGCAGACGCGUAUUCUCAGGAUGGAGCGGGACGAGUACAUCGAAGCAUUGAAGAUAUCCGAGGAACUGAGAGGGGCGCGAUCCAUGUAA